Molecule: messenger RNA, 5993 nt
Organism: Menidia menidia (Atlantic silverside)
Lineage: Eukaryota; Metazoa; Chordata; Actinopteri; Atheriniformes; Atherinopsidae
Source: the annotation of a GenBank genome assembly
UGCCGUGUGGUUUUGUCCUCCUCAGGUUGUUUCCAGCUAUGUAACGUCUUUCGCCAUAACAUGGAGAUAGACCAGUGCCUGCUGGAGUCUCUUCCCGUAGGCCAGCGCCAGAGGCUGGUCAGGAGGAUGCGCUGUGACCAAAUAAGGGCGUACUACGAGAGAGAAAAGAGCCUCCAGCGCCAGCAGGGUGGCAUCAAGGUCCGAGCCCCGUCCAACCUCCGCAAGAAGCACCGCGUCCGCUUCCGACUGUCCGACGCCAUACAAGACGCCAUAGUCCGCCACGAUGACAAAGAAGUGUUGCGUCUCCUCAAGGAGGGAGCAGACCCCAACACCCCAAUCCCCUCUGGAGGGUCAUUGCUGCACCUGUGUGCUCGUCACGACAAUGUGUUCGCAGCAGAGCUUCUGAUUGAGCGAGGCCUGAAUGUCAACCUGCAGGAUGAGGACCUCUGGACAGCUCUGCACGUAGCGUGUGUGUGUGACCAUGCAGAUGUGGUCCUCCUGCUGCUGCUGGCUGGAGUGAACAUUCUGCUGCAAGACAUCAAUGGAAACAUUCCUCUUGACUACACCUUCGAGGGAACAGAGACCAGCUACAUCCUCCGAAAACACUUGGAAGAAAAUGGUGUAGAUGUGUCAGCCAUGCACACCAUGAAGACACAGAGACCCAGCACCAUGCUGUCUGACGUUAAGCAGCUCGUUGCCAAAGCUGGAAACCUCAACCAACCCAAUGAUGAUGGGGUUACUCUGCUCCACAUCGCGUGUGCCAGUGGUUACAGAGAUGUGACAUCUGUGCUCCUGGAGAGUGGAGCAGACCCUCAUCCAGCUGAUAACAACUUUUGGACCCCCCUCCAUUUGGCAGCUAAAUAUGGGCAGACGAGCAUUGUUAGCCAGCUCCUUAGGCACGGAGCAAACCCGACUCUGCUGAACUGCAACCAAGACAAGCCAUCUGACAUUGCCGUCUCAGAGCCUAUUGCAGACAUGCUGCUUAGUGCAGAGGAGAGCUGGCUGCAGCGACUCAAGGACCCCUCUGCUCCUCUUCCCUCCACUGACCAACGCUAUGAUGGCGGUUCUCAUGACCUCAGCACUCCUCUCAAGAACUUGAACCCUCUUGGUCUCACCAUCUCCAAGCGGGACAGUCUGCUGGAAAAGUGUGUGAUGUUCAAAGAUACAGGUGGGGCACUGAGCCGACAUCCCUCUCAGGAUAAUGGCCUGGAUGGCCCCUCUAGCUCCGGACCCAACAAACUCGAACAGGUCAAACUAAUGCCUCCAGCACCAAAUGAUGACCUGGCAUCCCUCAGUGAGCUAACCGACAGCAGCCUGCUCUAUGAGAUGCAAAAACGCUUUGGCAAUGACCAAAUCUAUACGUAUAUUGGACACAUCCUGCUGCUGGUCAAUCCAAACAAAGAGCUUCCCAUCUACUCCCAUUUGGUCAGUCAGUUAUACCUGAGCUCCACCGGCCGCCUGUGCUCCUCUCUGCCCCCACACAUCUUCUCCUCAGCAGAGAGAGCUUACCACAUGAUGCUGCAGGAGAGACGUCCGCAGUGUUUCAUCUUGAGUGGUGAGAGUGGCUCUGGGAAAACCGAAGCAUGUCGGCACAUCGUUAGACACUUGACAGCCCGCUCCAGCCCCAAAGGCUUUUUGCUGGAGCCCAGAAUGAAACAUGUAAACUGUAUUCUGGAAGCCUUCGGUCAUGCAAAAACUCCAAGAAACACCAACUCAAGCCGUUUUAUUAAACUGUUGACCAUCCAAUACUGUGAAAAGAGAAGGGCAAUGCUCAGAGCCCGCGUGUGCACUUACAUGCUGGAGAAGUCUCGUCUAGUCCACCUGCGUCCUCAGCAUCAUAACUUCCGGAUCUUCUACCUAAUGGCUGAGGGCCUUUCACCUGAGGAGAAGAGUGCACUUUACCUCAACAAUGUCCUGGCUCAUAGAUAUCUUAGUGGAGGACUUCCAGGAGAGACUCCUCCAGUGGCCUCAGCCUCUACUCAAAGCAGGGAACAUCUGGCUGCAGUCAAACAAGCCCUGCGAGCCCUGGGAUUCAACAAGCAGGAGGUUGACUCUGUGUUUACGCUGCUAUCUGCUGUGCUCCAUAUUGGUGACCUACGUUUCACGGCACUGACAGAUGCCAGCACAGCCUUCCCUUCUGACCUGCAGCUGCUGGAGAGAGUUUCUGGAUUGUUGCAGGUUUCCUCCAAUGACUUAAGUUCUGCGCUCACAUCUGAUGUCCAGUAUAUUAAAGGUGAAGCUAUCACCCGACGCCACACGGUAGAGAUGUCAGAGCAGUACAGAGACCAGCUUGCUAAAGCUAUCUAUGGACGCCUCUUCAGCUAUUUGAUCAACAAUGUGAACGACUACCUUCAGGGACAAGAUGACUGCAUUGGGUAUGGCCGUAUUGAUCCCGCCAUGGAGAUUGGGAUCUUGGACUUAUUUGGGUUUGAAGCAUUUCAAAGGAAUGGUUUUGAGCAGCUGUGCGUGAACAUGAGCAACGAGCGUCUGAGGCAGUACGUGUCCGAGGUGCUAUUCCAGCAAGAGCAGGCGGAGAGUCUGCAGGAGGGCAUCACCAUGGAGAUUCGCCGCUCCCCCAGCAACCAACCUGCCGUUCUGGACUUCUUUUUUCAGAAGCCUCAGGGACUCCUGUGUGUGUUAGAUGAGGAGAGUCAGAGCUUGAGGCCCGUGGAGCAGACCCUGUACAAGAGACUGUCAACCCAGCUGGACUCCAGUCCAAUUCAUGGGCUUUCCUUCACUACCAAGGACGGCAACGGCAACCCCCCACCCAAAGACCAAGGCCCAGCAUUUAUUGUUAGCCACUAUGCAGGACAGAUUUCAUAUGACCUCACAGGAUCGCUAACAAAAAACAAGGACUCCCUUCCUCAAAAUCUUCUGUUUACAAUGAAGUCCAGUGAAAGCGUGUUACUACAGCAGCUUUUCCAGUCUAAGCUGACUCAGACCGGUUCUCUGGUGUCAGCUGCCCAGGGCCGAAUGGGGUUGAAAGGGCCCAAAGCAGCCUUUUUGCUCCACAGAAUGGCACCUGCCUCCCUUGUCAAUGCCACUUCUAUCCCCCAACAGCCCCGGAGGUACCAUGACCUUACUAAGAUCAUGAAAAAGAAAGGCUCAAGUUCUUUCCUCCAGCGACUGGAGCGCUGCGGCCCCAUCACAGUUGCCGUCCAGCUAAGGAACACACUGUCAGAGUUGAUGAGUAAACUGCAGACUUGUACUCCGCACUUUGUGGAGUGCGUGUGCCCCAACUCCAACGGUCAGCCUGACAGCUUUGACAGCUUCCAUGUGUCUGCCCAGCUGCAGUACAUCGGGGUUCUUGAGAUGGUGCGUGUGAUCCGUUAUGGAUACCCUGUCCGCCUGUCUUUCUCAGACUUCCUCAGCAGAUAUAAAGACCUCGUGGUCCCCACUUUGGGAGACAAGAAGAAAUUGUCCGCGUCUGAGAGAUGCCGCUCAGUUCUCCAGCAGUCAAAACUCCAAGGAUGGCAGAUGGGCAGCAGUAAAGUCUUUCUGAGAUACUGGCAGUCAGACCAACUCAACGACCGCAGCUACCAGCUCCACAAAAAGAUCAUCACCUGUCAGAAAGUGGUUCGCGGCUGGCUGGCCAGACGCCGGGUCCAUCGCAGGCUGUCGUUACAACACAAAGAGGAGUGGGGCGUGCAGCGUUUCCUGCAGGGAGCGGAAGACAUGGGGCUGCGAACCUACGACCAGCUGGUCAUCCAAAAUGCAUCUGACAUCGCACGAGAGAGUGACCGUCUGCGCUGCCAUGGCAACAGUCUGCUCAACACCCUUGGCAACAGUCCACCACUUGGGGAGAGGCCUGAACCAGUGGGCAAGGAGGAGGAUCAGCCGGUUAGGAGGAUGAUGGAGAAAAGUGGAAAAGUGCAUGAUGGCCCUGUCAACAGCGGAGGUCGAGUUAUUCGCCACUUUCGGUCCAGUUCAGUUCCCAUCCCCCUUGCCAUGGAAAACAUUGUUAAAUUCUCUGCCAGCCCAUCCAUCAAACCAGCCUUGCAGCAGGUAGCCCAAACCAAUGAGGAUGGUGCAGGCGGUGGAAAUUUGUCCUCUCCUCGGAAACAACCUCCUCCAAAGCCAAAGAGGGACCCGAACACCCGCCUGAGCGCAUCUUAUGAGGCAGUUAGUGCAGGGCUGGCAAUGGCUGUCAAAGAGAGCUCAACUCCAGAGGGGUACGGUUCACCAGCAGGAAGCCCCCCUAAAUCCCAGCUGUCCCCCACAGACCCAGCAGCGUCAUCCAAGCCCCGUCCCCACAGUGACGACUACACAACCAUGAGAAAGGUUCCACCCCCCAAACCCAAGCGCAGCCCCAACACCAAGCUGUCAGGCUCAUAUGAGGAGAUUAAUGCUGCAGCGCCCCAUCUCCACCAGCUGCGCCCUGCUGAUGUAAAGCUGGCCUUGCUAUCCCGUGGUGGGGUGUUUGGUGGGUUUGGAGGCUUGAUGCAGAGAGCAGCCUCUCUCGAUGCUCCACAAGGGGUAGCAUUAAGCCUGUAUAAGGGCCACGAUGAAGAGGAUGUAUACAUUGAGAUGAUGGGCUCCCAGCCACGGGCCCGGAGCCUCCAGGAGCCUCCCGACAGCCCUGAUCAGGCAGACUUAGAAGCCGUCUAUGAGGAGAUGAAGUAUCUCCCCAACGAAGAUAAUGGAACCACUGCAACUGCUAUCACCAAGGCAGCCAGGCUGGAGGCUUUAACCUUGGGCCUGGUGGGGUAUGAGACAUGCCCUCCUCGAAGCGGGGACCCCAAACGACUCGCUGUGGGGUUGACUUCGGCCCUGGAUAUAGCUCAGUCACAGAGCUUAUGUAAUAGCGGAGUUCCCAAAGCUCAUUCUGGCAAAGAUGGAGCCUGUGACAUCCCCGCUCCCUUCCCUAACUUGCUACCUCACCGCCCACCUCUCCUUGUGUUUCCCCCCUCCCCCGUCACCUGCUCUCCUGCUUCAGAUGAGUCCCCCCUCACCCCUCUGGAGGUAAAGAAGCUGCCAGUGUUUGAGACGAACCUGAACUAUGCCGCUGGCCCAGACAGCCCCCUGUCUCCACAGUUUGGUCGCCAGAGGGCCGACUCUUCUCCCAGCCUCACUGUCCUCAUGCCAGAAAAGAAGUCAACACCUCCACUCACUCCUCCACCUCCUCCCCCGAGUGCUCCACCUCCUCCUUACAGACCCCCGUCACACUUCCCCUUUCCACCUGAGGCCAACUUUCUGGCGCUUACACGAGCAGCAUCUGUUAGUGGGAGUUCAGAUUCCCCCAAAACAUCUUCACAAAGGGCAGGUGGGGAACCACUGGGCAAGCCGCCUCCCUACUCCCCUGUGAGGAUGUCCCGUCCUGAACCACGAAGAGCUCAUUCAUGCUCAUCAUCUCCCCUGCUAUUUAAUCCAGCCAAUGGGAGACCCCUGACCAGCCCUCUGGAUGAACUCAACACUCUCUUCAGCUCUGGUCGCAGCCUGCUGAGGAAGUCUACGUCUGGCCGAAAGAUGAGGGAUGGAGGAUUCAAUUCUAAUAUCAAUCUGCCAGGGAGGGAAGAAUGUGGAUCUGCUCCCACCUCUCCAUCUCUACAGCUGCAAGACAAAAACGCCAACAACCACUCACUACACUCCCCAAGCCCCGUCUCUGUAGAGAACGGCAACCAGAUCUCCAAUGGGCCACUGGAGGAUGAGAGUCACAGCAAGUCAAACUCGAGCACCACCUCUUUGCACAGGCACAUGGACAGUCAUCACAGCCAGGUCUUCCAGCGACUACGUCUGUCCAACGGGGACGAGAGCACUGCCUUGGGAGAGCUUCUGCGCUGGCGGCGAACGCAGUGUGAGGGGAGGGGUGGCUGGAAGCACCGCCCACCUCAGUCCCCACCCCUGCCCCCCACACUCCUCUGGACCAACAGGAAGGCUUCUCCAUGACAGCGCUUCUGUCACUCUCAAACCGAGGGGCAAUCAGGCCCCCUCCCCCGUCAUCAGCCGUACUCAUAUUUGCUCUUGAUGCAUUUGUUUUGUUUUUUGUUUUUUUA